Oryzias melastigma (Indian medaka) is the source of this 1052-nucleotide messenger RNA. RefSeq names its product C-type lectin domain family 17, member A. Lineage: Eukaryota; Metazoa; Chordata; Actinopteri; Beloniformes; Adrianichthyidae. The record is from RefSeq and is a predicted model, not a curated record.
UUAUACGAGUUGAGAGAGGCUGAUGCUCAGAGUGCAGGUUUUUAGAGAAAUGCUCAGAAAUCCAAGAACUGAUCCAAAUACUGCUAUGGGGUUGUUUAUAGUGAGGGAUGAACACACACCCAAAAAGCCCCAAAAGUUGAUUUUGCAUGGCAUAGGCCCUUCAAGUCAUUUUUGUCUGGUUUCAUUUCAGAUGGUGACGCAGUCAAAAAUUUCUCAGCAAUCUCUAACAGAAAAGACAAUUUGACCGAUCACUUGAAUGCUGUUAUUGAGAGGCUGAAUUCCAGCCUCACUGAAACAACCAAGGAGCUGAUGGAAUGUGAACAAAGUAAGUAUGAAAACCCUGUAUUAAAAUGUGAAUAUGCAGUUAAAUCAUUUAAAUGGAUUCCAUAACAGAAAAAAAAAAAACUUUAAAAAUUGAUCCAAAUACUGCUAUGAGGUUGUUUAUAGAGAGUAAUGAACAUACACCUAAAAGCCCCAAAAGUUGAUUUUGCAUGCCAUAGGCCCUUCAAGUCAUUUUUGCCUGGUUUCAUUUCAGAUGGUGACACAGUCAGAAAUAGAAAAGACAAUUUGAUCGUUCACUUAAAUGCUGUUAUUGAGAGGCUGAAUUCCAGCCUCAGGAAAACAGAAUGUCCUGCAGAAUGGAAGAGCUUUGACUCCUCUUGUUACUUCCUCUCUGGAGAGUCCAAGUCCUGGGAUGAAGCAAGGAGGUUCUGCAGAGCCAGAGAAGCAGACCUGGUGGUGAUAAACAACCGUGACGAAAAUGCAUUUCUUCUUGCAUUCACCAAAAGAUCUGUUUGGAUUGGAUUGUCUGACGAAGCCUCGGAGGGGACCUGGAAAUGGGUAGAUGGAAGUCCUCUGACUCUGAAGUUCUGGAAGCAUAAUCAGCCUGAUAAUGGUGCUGGAAUCGCAAUAUAUGGAGAGGAAGAUUGUGCACAACUCACAUUUGAGGACUCUGGAUCUUGGAAUGACAUCUCAUGCAAAACGUCACUGCCGUGGAUCUGUGAGAAAAAAGCAAAAUAAUUAGUUUGAAAAUUGUUCUUCAUUAAGGUAGA